Betta splendens (Siamese fighting fish) is the source of this 1614-nucleotide messenger RNA. It is a transcript of the gene arr3b, whose product is annotated as arrestin 3b, retinal (X-arrestin). The transcript has 17 exons. The coding region runs from base 287 to 1357 and encodes 356 amino acids. NCBI's taxonomy places the organism in Eukaryota, Metazoa, Chordata, Actinopteri, Anabantiformes, Osphronemidae. The record is from RefSeq and is a predicted model, not a curated record. Gene Ontology annotation, molecular function: G protein-coupled receptor binding. Gene Ontology annotation, biological process: visual perception; G protein-coupled receptor internalization; signal transduction.
GUCCCUGUUCUUACAACAGGCAAAACCAAACCAUUGUUUGAUCUCUGUGGCUCUGUGUGACCGAUCGUGUUCAUUUGUGUGUGUACUGAGGCGGUGGACUCUUACCUGAACAGCUAGAAGGCCGUCCGAGUCAGGAAGGAUGCGCCUUCUUUCAGAUGCUGCCCAUGUUCUAGGCAGGUGGUGGGCAGCGAGUGGCACAUACUGAGCGCACACACUGCAGAGGACAGAACUGAGGACAGCAGAGAGGACUCCUUUUCACGGCAGGACAGUAACUUCAGACUUCAACAUGACAAAGGUAUUUAGGAAGACCAGUGGCAAUGGACAUAUUACCCUGUUCUUGGCGAAGAGAAACUUUGUGGACUACGUGGAUUCAGUUGAAGUAGUUGAUGGUGUGAUAAAAGUAGAACCUUCUGGUCUAAAUGGAAGAAAAGUAUUUGUCCACCUUGCUUGUACUUUCCACUAUGGGAGCGACAAUGUCAUUGGUGUGGCCUUGAGGAAAAACAUCUGGAUAGAGUCCAUACAGGUGUAUCCAUCUACAGGCGAAAACAAAACUAAAUCACCAACGCUAGAAUCUCUACUGAGGAAAGCUGGAGAGCAUGGUUGUCCCUUUUCCUUCCAGAUGCCGACAAACCUUCCAUGCUCAGUCGCCUUACAGCCUGGGCCAAACAGCAACAGCCAGGCUUACGGUGUAGAGUUUGAGGUUAAAGGCUACAUUGCCACUGCAGCUGUCAGUGCAAAUGAAGUCAUUGACAAGAAGGAUACUUGCCAUCUGAUGAUUCGUAAAAUACAGUUUGCACCAGCUGACAACAAACCUGGAUUUAAAGUUUGUGUGUGCAAGCGGUUGAUGACUGACAAAACACUCCACUUGGACGCCUCCCUUGAAAGAGAGAUUUAUUAUCAUGGAGAUCCAGUCACUGUCAACAUAAAAGUCAACAAUGAAACCACAAAGGUUGUGAAGAAAAUCAAAGUCUCGAUUGAACAGCUGACAAAUGUGGUUCUCUACUCAUCUGACACUUACAUCAAGACUGUCUGCUCUGAGGAGUCUGUAGAGACUAUAAAUGUCAACUCUACAUUUGAAAAGUCCUUCCAAAUAACCCCUUUGCUGUCCAACAACAAAGAUAAAUGGGGUCUUGCCAUGGAUGGAUGUCUGAAAGAUGAAAAAACCCACCUAGCAUCCACAACCCUAAAUCAAAGAGACAAUGAGAUGCAGGGAAUCUUUGUCUCCUAUCAAGUCAAAGUCAGUCUAGUGCUGUCCGGGGGAGGCCUACUGGGUGGUCUGAAAGGAAGGGAUGUCACUGUGGAGCUUCCUUUGACUUUGAUGUCCCCAGUGCCUGCAGGUGAUUCCAUGGAGUUGUGAGAAGACAAGACGAGCGAAAUUACCUGACAGAGACCACAAACAUAGUCAUAACCUGUCAUCCUUUUGUAGACACACAUAAUAGUGCAGGAAGAUAAAAGAUUUAUAUGAGUGUUAUAUUUAUAGUGGAAAUACACGUGUGACGUAAGACUACAUUCUGUAAAGUAAAUGUUCGUACAUGAAGUAGAACUCUGGUAAGGCAUGAAUACAAACUGUAUUCCUCAUUUUUGCUGGGAAAUAAAACUAUAUAAUUAUGUUUA